This is a messenger RNA of Juglans microcarpa x Juglans regia, 1960 nucleotides long. RefSeq names its product homeobox protein knotted-1-like 3. The record is from RefSeq and is a predicted model, not a curated record. Gene Ontology annotation, biological process: regulation of DNA-templated transcription. Gene Ontology annotation, molecular function: DNA binding. NCBI's taxonomy places the organism in Eukaryota, Viridiplantae, Streptophyta, Magnoliopsida, Fagales, Juglandaceae. The coding region runs from base 153 to 1580 and encodes 475 amino acids. Gene Ontology annotation, cellular component: nucleus. The transcript has 6 exons.
UCUCGUUGAGUUCUUCUUUGAACUUCAUCUGCGUCUUUUUGUAAGUCUUAUUAUAUCCAGGCCAUUUACCUCUUCAUCAUCCGAGAGUAGUUCUCAUAAACUCUAUCUCUCUCGUUUUUCUCUCUCUGUCUCACCCUCUCUUUACUUCAUUCAUGGCGUACCACAACCACCUCUCCCAAGACAUCCCUCUCCAGCAUUUCACGGACCAAUCCCAACAACAGGAACCGCAAAACCGAGGCUUGCCUGACAACAAUUCCUUGCGCACCAUCGACCAACUCGCCGCCCACUCAACCACCUCUGACCCGACCUCUAAACCCGGCUCCAACCACCACCACCACCACCCCUUGCAAACCGCACCCAAUUGGCUCAACAACGCCCUUCUCCGCACCCAAGCCCAGUACAACGACACCACCACCACUACCACCAACAAUAACAUUAACAGCACCAAUUUCUUGAACCUCCACACCGCCUCUGAUUCUACCGCCGUCUCCCAAUCUUCGAACCAAUGGCUGUCCCGCCCCAUCCUUCACCGCAACAACAGUAACGUAAUCGACGACGUUGCCGCCGGCGGUAACUCCAUGAUUGCCGCCACCAUGUCCCACGAAUCGGCCGAGAACUUGAAGAACAGCGGCGGUAGCGACAACCUCAACCUCAACAGCAGCAACCCGAAAAAGAGCGAGGGAGCCGUAGGAGUGGGAGUUGUGGUUGAGAGCGGGGAACAUGGAGUGAUGAACUGGCAGAAUGCAAGGUACAUGGCCGAGAUUCUGGCCCAUCCGCUUUACGAGCAGUUGCUCUCCGCCCACGUGGCAUGCCUCCGGAUCGCUACGCCGGUGGACCAGUUGCCCAGGAUCGACGCCCAGCUUGCCCAGUCCCAGAAUGUGGUCGCCAAAUUCUCGGCUCUCGGACAUGGUUCUACGGGCAUGGUUGGGGACGAUAAGGAGCUCGAUCAGUUCUUGACACAUUAUGUUCUGUUGCUUUGCUCCUUUAAAGAACAACUGCAACAACAUGUCCGGGUCCAUGCAAUGGAGGCAGUAAUGGCUUGCUGGGAGAUUGAGCAAUCCUUACAAAGUUUAACAGGAGUCUCUCCAGGUGAAGGUACAGGUGCAACAAUGUCUGAUGAUGAUGAUGACCAAGGAGAUAGUGAUGCCAACUUAUUUGAUGGAAGUUUUGACGGUCCAGAUAGCAUGGGUUUUGGUCCUCUUAUACCAACAGAGACUGAGAGGUCCUUAAUGGAGCGUGUGAGGCAAGAGUUGAAACAUGAACUGAAACAGGGUUACAAGGAGAAAAUUGUAGACAUAAGGGAGGAAAUUUUACGCAAGAGAAGAGCAGGAAAACUUCCUGGAGACACCACCUCGGUAUUAAAAGCAUGGUGGCAAUCACAUUCUAAGUGGCCAUACCCCACUGAGGAAGAUAAGGCAAGGUUGGUACAGGAAACUGGGUUGCAAUUGAAGCAGAUAAAUAAUUGGUUCAUUAAUCAGAGGAAGAGGAACUGGCACAGCAACACCUCGACUUCUACAGUCUUGAAGAGCAAACGCAAGAGAAGUAAUGCAGGUGAAAACACCCGUGAUCGGUUUAUGUAAAUGGAAGGAAGAAAAUUCAAGAACAAUUCCUCGACUGAUCUCUCUCUUCGUGCUUAGUAAUCAAUCCAGCCUACUCCAAAAAUAUUUAUAUUAUAGGCCUUCAUGGUACGACUCUGGGCUCAAGUAAAACACUCGAGGAUGGAGUUGAGAUGAUAAAAUCGGUUCGUGACAUUUCACAAAUUAUAUGUUCAAAGGCUUUACACAGUGUAGCGCAUAUAUAUAUAUAUAUUAUAUGAUGCCAAUCUCAGUAGGAAGUCCAGUAUUUAUGAAUUGUAAUUAAUUCUGAAAAUGGCUUGAAUGCCGUUGACAAGAUUAUGAUUUUUUUUUUUCCUUCUUCCUGCCUAGCUAGCCUGUGAAUACUAAUAGUGAGGGUUAAAUGU